Betta splendens (Siamese fighting fish) is the source of this 2962-nucleotide messenger RNA. It is a transcript of the gene cfi, whose product is annotated as complement factor I. The transcript has 18 exons. Gene Ontology annotation, cellular component: membrane. NCBI's taxonomy places the organism in Eukaryota, Metazoa, Chordata, Actinopteri, Anabantiformes, Osphronemidae. Gene Ontology annotation, molecular function: protein binding; serine-type endopeptidase activity. Gene Ontology annotation, biological process: proteolysis. The record is from RefSeq and is a predicted model, not a curated record. The coding region runs from base 863 to 2767 and encodes 634 amino acids.
ACACACACACACUCUAGACCAAGCUUGAAAACACACAAGUGGCUGGAAACGCACACAUUUAGCAGCGAUACAGGAACGUGUGCUGUUAGUCUGAGUUUGAACUGUUGCUUCUCAUCAGGACUUGAAGUCGGAUUCAUUGUCUUAUUCGUGGUUCCUUCUCUGGUUCCGCCCACUGAAGUGACACUCGCUGGUCCAGAAUCAGGGCUUGGUUUGGUUCGAGCGUGUUGGGCUCCACACUCGCUCCUCUCACCUUUGGACCCACUGCGACCAUUCAUUCUGAAGACUGCUGGUUCUGUCAUGGUGGAUGGAACCGGGUCUGGAGGGUUCUGUCACGUCCUCAUCAUCACUGAUGGGUCUCCGUCCUUUAAGGAAUGUAUCAACCUAAAGACCAAACUCCACGUGUGUCUUGAUGUCGUCUCUGUCGUCAGUGUGACGUUCGUGCCUCUAAAUGUUUGUCGUUCAGUGUGAUCUGAAACUUGACCUGAGUCUUUAAUAGAAGAGCUGUGACCUUUAGCGGCGUCCAGUCUGCAGUGAAGCGCUAACGCUCACGUUGGUCAGCGUUCAUCAGACUGUGAUCCAGCGUGAAGCUCCUCCUCCUUGUCUCAUAAUAAUAAUGAUCUGAACUAAGAGCGUUACACAAACCCAUCAGUGUAACACACGUCACACAAGCUCCCACUGCUCCGUCAGGGAGGAGGUUAAUGUCCCACUGUGGGAUCAAUAAAGGGCAGUUAUUAUUAAGUAAAGACCUUUAGUAAAACCUUUAAGUAAAGUCUGAAGUCUAUCAACAUUUACUCAUGUUAUAUAUAUUUACUAUUUACAGAAUAUUAUUAUUGACAAAUAAUAAAUAAAUGACAAAAGUGAAAUGACCUCUUUAGACCCGUUUCUCAGCGCUGAUCUCUGGGUAUCGAGUGUCGGCUCAGACGGCGGUCGCAUGAAGACGCUCAGGAUGCGAGCAGCCGGAGCCGCUGUGCUGCUGUGUCUGCUCACCGCUCGCUGUGACCCGAGCAAAGCGCCGGAGGAGCAGAGUCACAACCCACAGCCGAGUGAAGAAGCCGAGGAGGACGAGUUCCUUGGUUCCUCUGAGUGUCUGGCAAAGAAGUGGACCCGGGCCUCCUGUGACCUGGUGUUCUGUCAGCCGUGGGAGCGCUGCGUGGACGGACGCUGCAGCUGUAAACAGCCCUACAUGUGUCCCAUCGACGGGACGCCGCAAGUCUGUGGGCUCAACGGGUGGAAGUACCGGUCCUACUGCCUGGCGAUGGCGCUCUCCUGUCGUUCCAAGAAAUCUGAGAUGUCUCAUUUUGGGGACGCGUGUGAAGAAAAUAGCCCCAAGUUCCAGAGUUCCACAGAGCGGAGCACGGGAGCGGUUCAGAUCUUCAUGCCGUCCAAGGCGCUGCACGCGGAGGGGCAGCGGCUGCUGGUCUGCUGGGAGCUGUGGGACAUGGCGGCUGCCAACGUCUUCUGCAGGCAGCAGGGGCACCCGCUGGGAGCGUCCAACAUCAGCUUCACCAGCGCCAACAGCAGCUGCGUCAGCGUGCGCUGCCAGGGCUUCGAGAGGUCGCUGGCCGAGUGUGUGAUCCAUGACCCGACCAGGGGCCCGGUCCACGCGGCCAGAACCACCUGCUACGACGCGUCCAAGCCAAAAGACAAGUGUGACUUCAGAUGCGCUAACGACAAGUGCGUCUCAAAGAACCAGACGUGUGACGGCGUCGACGACUGUGGCGACCGGAGCGACGAGAUGUGCUGCAAGAAGUGCAGGAGCAGCGGGUUCCGCUGCCGGACCGGCGUGUGCGUGCACAGAACCGCGCUCAGAGACGGGCAGGUGGACUGUCUGGACGCGGAGGACGAGUCGCCCCAGCUGGCGCCGAGCGGCCCGGGACCCUCAGAGUCUGAGCAGACGUCGGCGCCCACAAACACAGAGUUCACGUCUCCCAAAGAAGCGAUCAGGCUCAGCAGGAGGCACCUGGAGACGCAGUUACACUGUGGAAUCCCCAACAAGACCACGGUGGACAGCGGCGAGCACAUACGGGUCAAGAGGGUCAUUGGAGGCGUCCCUGCGAAACCGACCCAGAUCCAGUGGCAGAUCGCUCUGGAUGAGCGCAGGAAGAUCGACUGCGGCGGCGCCUACAUCGGCGGCUGCUGGGUGAUCACAGCCGCCCACUGUGUCAGGCCCAACCCGUCCGCCUUCAGAGUCAAGUUUUCUCUGUGGAAGAAAUCAACAGCUCAGAAAACCACUGACAUCGUCCCAGUGAAGGAGAUUUUCAUCCACCCCAAGUACAACGGCAGCAACUACCAGAACGACAUCGCCCUGAUCCGUCUGGAGAACCUGCCCAGGUCCGAGAAGUGCCUGGAGGACAACCCGGCCGUCAGCGCCAUCUGCGUGCCCUGGACCACGCAGCUGUUCCAGCCCAACCACACCUGCAGCAUCUCCGGGUGGGGCCGAACCGCAGCGGGAAAAGGGUCGCAGACGUUGCUGUGGGCCAACGUGUCCCUCAUCGAGGGCUGCCAGGCGUUCUACAAGGAGCGCUUCCGUCCCGGCAUGAUGUGUGCAGGGGAUGUGGAGGGAAACGUGGACUCCUGUCAGGGCGACAGCGGAGGACCUCUGGUGUGUGAGGACGAGCUGGGCGUGUCCUACCUGUGGGGCGUGGUCAGCUGGGGGGAGAGGUGUGGCCAGCCGGGCUUCCCUGGAGUCUACACGCAGGUGGCUCAGUACUUUGAGUGGAUCCGGCUUCACACAGGCUGGGCUGCAGUCACCAGGUUCAACUCCUGAAGACUCGAAAGCAAGCAUGGAGAUUAGCAUGCAGAGCUAACGAUGCUAAGGCUGCUUGUGUCCACUAGAUGUAGACGUUUGGUACAAGGUUCCUAGAUUUCAUGUUUUCAUGUGAACUGUGAAGUUGAAAAACGUCUCAGUGAGUUUAAAAACAAAAGGGCUUAAAUAAAAGAUAAUUAAAGGCCUCACAGCUCA